Molecule: messenger RNA, 1252 nt
Organism: Triplophysa rosa
Lineage: Eukaryota; Metazoa; Chordata; Actinopteri; Cypriniformes; Nemacheilidae
Gene: sncb
Product: synuclein, beta
Exons: 6
Coding region: 146-532 (128 amino acids)
Biological process (GO): chemical synaptic transmission; synaptic vesicle endocytosis; synapse organization
Cellular component (GO): neuronal cell body; axon terminus; cytoplasm
Molecular function (GO): cuprous ion binding
Source: RefSeq, a predicted model, not a curated record
UUCAUCCCCUCAUCCUCAUUGGCUGGAAGCGUCUAGAGGAAGGCCCACCUCGAGAGCGUAGUGUAACAUUUCCUUCAACGAUAUUUCAAUCUACUACGCAAUUGAACCAUAAGGACCAACAAGGUGUUUUCAAAGAGGGGCGAAGAUGGAUGUUUUCAUGAAGGGGCUUUCCAAAGCUAAAGAAGGCAUGGCAGCGGCCGCCGAGAAAACCAAGGAAGGCGUUGCGGUGGCUGCAGAGAAGACCAAGGAAGGCGUGAUGUUUGUGGGCAGCAAGACCAAAGACAGCGUCGCAACAGUGGCUGAGAAGACAAAGGAGCAGGCGUCUCAACUGGGAGGAGCUGUGAUGUCCGGGGCGGGAAAUAUCGCCGCGGCCACGGGCCUGGUGAAAAAGGACGAGUUCCCCACUGACCUGAACCCUGAGUUUGGUCAGGAAGCCAAAGAGGAACAAAUGGGUGAAGGUCUCAUGGAUCCCGAGGGACAGACAUAUGAUGACUCUCAGCAGGACAACCAAGAUUACGAGCCAGAGGCGUAAACGUCACAUUCCAAGUCCGAGUUCAGCCAGCAGCACAAAAAGUUUAUAUCAAUAACAAGUACAAACCUUAAAUCACAAAAAAAAGAAAAAAAAGAAAUAUAUUCCAGUUAAUCCUGCCGAGAAAUGUUCUUCCUAUCAGAUAUAUAUACUUUUAUUAUGAUAUAUUGUAAAUGUCAUGUUCUGACAGUAAAGUGUUGGAUGUAGCUCUAUGCUGACUGCCGGGGGCGCACUAUCUCGUUUCCUUGACUCCCUCCCAAUGAAACGAGAGCCGCUCCCCCCAUUGUGACUCUUUGUACUUGUGUAUCUGCAUUUCUAUAUGUAAUAGAUGUUUCAGAUCUUCCAAUAGCAUAUUGGGGGUUCAAAUAUCUUCGGGUAAAUAUGAUAUUAUAUAUAGCUGUGUGCAAUGCCUGUUUGUGGGAAUUUUUUUAUUUCUUUAAUAUUAAAGCAAGUUGAUUAUUUCAUGUUUUUGAAGUAAGAGUUUUAUACGUUGUAACUUUAUAGUUGCUUGUGAUAUCAUUCCAGUGGACUAUUUGUUAGAAGUUGGGCAAUUUGUAUCUGUUUGUGUGUAUGUAUGCGUUUGUGUACUGGAGAUUUUGAAGGUAGUGUAAAUGUGUCUUGAAAAUGUUUAUGGAUGUCAAUAUGUGCUUUACAAUGCUGGAAAUGUCAAUAUUGUCAUUCAAGACAAGUGAAUCCUCUGUAAAUAAAAACAAGCAAAACACA